AUGCGCCUGGACAAGAUUGACAAAACCGCCGCAGGCCUGGGCUUCAAGUCUCCCCACCAGAGGAGAAGGACCGUGUCCUGGCUACUUCUGGAUGCCAGCAACAAAGGGCUCCACAUUGAUGGAGGCUAUUGGAGUGGACACACACGCGACGAAGGUCCCGCGCCAUACACUCCCAAGAAAUGGCACAACUAUCAAAUCAUCUUCUCCAAUGACAAGAUCGCCAUGUUUAUUGAUGGCAGGUUGAUGAAGCUGCAAGCCGCUACCAGUUGGAACGUCGAGCAGUUUGUUAUCCGGUCCUGGAGAAACACCGCAGAUGUGAUGGGGAUCACCAGCGUCUCUGAAGCCACUUUCCUCACAGUUCGGAGCACUUCUCAUUCAACCGAUGCGAAGAAAAAAUACUUCAACUUCAACAUGGAUGAUCUCAACCUUCGAGCCAACAAGGACUACAUCCGUUAUCUCCGGCAGUGCCGCAACGGCCAUCUCCGGUGGCAAGGAAGUGUGAGAAUAUUUACGGACAAGGGAUUUGGAGGAAACAAUGCUCACGGUCGAAGGGACAAGACGGCCGGGGAAAACCAGUUCGAAGUCGGCGAUAUCCUCACGUCAGCUUGGAGCUGCCGAUGA
Molecule: messenger RNA, 621 nt
Organism: Effrenium voratum
Lineage: Eukaryota; Dinophyceae; Suessiales; Symbiodiniaceae
Source: the annotation of a GenBank genome assembly